Molecule: messenger RNA, 306 nt
Organism: Strongylus vulgaris
Lineage: Eukaryota; Metazoa; Nematoda; Chromadorea; Rhabditida; Strongylidae
Source: the annotation of a GenBank genome assembly
AUGAGGGCGUGGCUGGUGAUUUCCAGCCUUCUGUUGGUGGUCCAACUAUGGGCCUUCAACAUCGACACCAAAAAUGCGGUAAUACACUCAAUGCCCUCUGGAUACUUCGGCUACUCGCUUGACUUCUACAAUGAGGAGAAGGGAAUGCCUGUGCUUGUCGUUGGUGCACCAGAAUCCGAGACGACAAAUCCGCAUCUGCGAGGUAUCCGAAGGCCUGGCGCCGUCUACGUCUGCUCAGUGAAUAAGGCAACUUGCAGAGAAGCGCAUAUCGACACGAAGGGUGAGACAAAGAACAUUCGAUGCUAA